UCUCAAACCCAUAUUUUAUAUUCUCUCAUUCACUCAAACCCUCAAAACUCUCUCUCUCUCUCUCUCUCCAAACUAUAGCUAAGCUCGUUUGGUCCAGCUCCCUCCUCAACCAGCUGAUCAUCAGGCAGUAGUACCUGUCCAACAAGCUCAGUACAUCAAGUUUUGCCCAUAUUAUUCAUUCUCUGAUAUGAUGAAAUUGAUCGCACAUGCAAGAAGAUCAACACAAAGAGUACUCAUGCAACAGCAGCACCAUCAUCUUGAUGGCCGAUUUAUUAAGAACGUAAGACUGGUGGCUAGAAGGAACAAGAUCAGCCUUAGAUCACUGGGAAUGGGACUCCAAAGAUCAGUUUCCUACAAACAAAGGGUGCAACCUAUUCAGAGAUCAACAACGAAAGCCGAGAACAAAGGUCGUGAUGUCUCCACAAACUUGAGAACGCCGCCAUUCCAGAGUGACCUUAACACAAAUGAUCCCGUAAUAUCUUUGGAUUCAAGUUAUAAUUCUUGGGUGGCGGAGCACCCAUCUGCAUUAGACUCAUUUGACAGAAUGAUGAAAACCGCAAAGGGGAAGAGGAUUGUCGUGUUUUUAGAUUACGACGGGACGCUCUCUCCUAUUGUAGAUAAUCCCGAUCGUGCCUUAAUGUCUGAUGAGAUGCGCGCAGCGGUACGUGAAGUUGCAAAAUAUUUUCCAACAGCAAUAAUUACUGGUAGGAGCAGAGACAAGGUAACAGAAUUUGUAAAGUUGAGUAAUGUUUAUUAUGCUGGGAGCCAUGGAAUGGACAUAAUGGCCCCGCCAAGGCCAGUUAAGUCCGGUACUGCUGGCAAUGAUCACCAAACCAUAGCCCUCGAUCAUAGAAAGGAGAUCAGUACUAGUCAUGAAGUUCUUUUUCAACCUGCUAAGAAAUUCUUACCAGCAAUUCAAGAGAUAUUCACAAUGUUAGAAGAAAAGACAGAGAAAAUACAAGGUGUCAGGAUAGAGGAUAACAGCUUCUGCGUCUCUGUACAUUUUCGGCAGGUUCGAGAAGAGGAUUAUGGCAUCUUGGAAGAGAAGGUCAAGUCUGUAGUUAAAAAAUAUCCAGAGUUUCACCUAACUGAAGGCAAAAUGGUUUUGGAAGUAAGACCAUCCAUAGAAUGGAACAAAGGCCAUGCCCUGGAAUACUUACUCGACACUCUAGGGUUUAGCAACUCCAGUGAUGUCCUCCCUUUGUACAUUGGGGACGAUCGAAGUGAUGAAGAUGCUUUUAAGGUCAUUCGAAGUAGAGGACAAGGGUAUCCAAUCAUUGUGUCUUCAAUUCCAAAGGAUACGAAUGCUUUAUACUCUUUGCAAGACCCCUCGGAAGUACUAUCAUUCUUGUUAAGACUAGCAAGAUGGAAGAAAGCAUCUUUUUCGAGCAGAACACUUCAUGAAUAUGGUUUUUAGCUAAAUGAAACAGAUCAGAUCAUCGAUCGCGCGAGCUGGUAAUUAAGAUGUUGCAUGCAGCAAAUCAAGAAUUUUGGUUUUGUACAUGGCAAUUAUAUAUGUAA
Messenger RNA from Juglans regia (Persian walnut), 1521 nucleotides. RefSeq names its product probable trehalose-phosphate phosphatase C. Gene Ontology annotation, biological process: trehalose biosynthetic process. NCBI's taxonomy places the organism in Eukaryota, Viridiplantae, Streptophyta, Magnoliopsida, Fagales, Juglandaceae. The transcript has 11 exons. Gene Ontology annotation, molecular function: trehalose-phosphatase activity. The record is from RefSeq and is a predicted model, not a curated record. The coding region runs from base 188 to 1417 and encodes 409 amino acids.